AUAUUUGCUGAUCAGUCAGCAAACAUCAUAAAAUUUUUAAUCCUUAACCGUCAAUAAGGCAAUAAAAUUUUAAUUUCAUGGUUAGCAUUAGGGUUUGAGUUAUCCUGCUUCAAGAUAUUGAUUGAUUAAUAGUAAUUUUUAAUUACUCUCAUCAAUUUUAAUGAUAACAUCAUACAAUUUUAGCCAGGAAAUACCAUUUCUAACCCGAAACUCAAAUUUAAUUAGCAAUUGGCCCUCUUUUCCCUCUCCCUUUCAGUUAUUUAAUUCAUUUAAUACAUUGGGAGAGCGAAACUUUUCUCUCUCUUCUUCUGCUUCUCUCUCUCAGCUGUUUCCUUCUGAGUUGACUACUGUGGUUGUUUGGCUGGGAUGUUGCCUGUGGAAAUCACAAAGCAGAGAAUUUUGAGAAAUUGAACAGGUAUUUUGUGAAACUUGAGAACGCCGUUUCAAAAUUGUCUUCCAUUUACCUUUCACUUGCUUAAGAAACCCUACCUAGCUAAGAAGACUGACAGGCACCCGCCAAAAUUUGAACAAGCAUCCAGGAACGAAAAAUUGGUGAAUGGUGUCAAUCGUAACAGCUAAAAAACCCAAUACUGUCAUUUUUAUUGUUUUUUCUUCACACGGAGGAAUUUUAAUAACAAUCACAGUCCUGUGGUUUGUGGUAUUAAGAAAUCCCCAUUCCCAAACGCCGGUUUAGAAGCAUCUUUCUAAAUCAAACUUAACCAAAAAGGAAAAAGAAAAGAAUAUUCAAUUAUCCUCAUUCUGCUACCAGAAAAGGGUAUUUUGUUGUUUUAUCUUUCCCUCUCAUCUUACCAUUAACUUCCUUUUCCUUACAAAAAAGAAAAAAAAACUUUUCUCUUACAGGAAAAUUGGAAGCAGCCAAUUACUAUCCUGUCCUCUGCUCCGUUUGUUUGUUCUUUUUCUUUUCAUCCCUCCGUUCUCUAGCUGUGCUACCUGUGUGCUUACUAAUUUUCCCCACAGAGACUACAAAUUAGGAGCACGCCCACCAGAGAAUCACAGUAACCGAGAACUACACUCACCUGUCCCUUACACACUCACUGUCAAACCACAAGUGACAUUGCACACUUACACCUCUGUUUUGCCUUGUUUGUUUUGUUUUGUUUGUUUCCUCUUCUUCAAGGUCUGUGUCAGUCUAGGUUCUAAGAUCUCCCUCACCACGCCAAAACAUGUCUCGCACAACAGACCCUGUUGGCCACUGGGAAGACCUCGAAACCUGGCUAAGUGUUGCAACAGACAGCCUCCUACCUAAGGCUGCUGAAACACUGAGGCAUCAGACACAAGACCAGCUGGAUGACAACAUAGCAAACCUCAUGAAACAAGACCCAAGUCAGAGCUACAGUCACAAAGAAUUAGCAAAGAUCACCGGCUCCUUAAGCCACACACUCAUCGCCACCCUCAAGCUGAGCGACAGGCACGCCGCCCAUCUCCAGCAGGAGCUAACACGCGCACAACGACGCGUCGAGCAGCUAGAACUGGAGGCUCAGGAACGACAGGAAGGGCCUGAUGAAGUGGAACAAGGCGCUGAGGAGGAGAUCACUAGGCUAAAAGAGACCCUAGCAGCUGCUAUCCAAGAAAUGGAACGAGGCAAGGCUGACCACGCUGAUCUCUCCAGCAAGCUACAAUAUGCCGAACAGCUCCUGGAAAAGGCAAAGGCUGACUUCAGAGACAAGAACGGCCGAAUUAAAGCCCUUGAAACUCACCUGGAUGAGUCAAGAAACGAGAUCAGUCGCCUAACACUACAGCUGGACUACAUCAAAGAGAAGUCCGACAGCAUCAGAGAGGAACUCAGACAUGCCUACGAGCUGCGCCCUGAGCCUACAAGGACCCGACGAGCACCAGUCUCACCCCUGCCUAGCAGGACCGGGUCACCUGUUCCUCGACUGACACGUGAGCAAAAGGGGGAGGGGGCAGUGCUGAAACAUUCACCGACUCCCUCUGAAGAACCUUACCUCACGACAAAGCUAAAAGAACUUGCUCCAGCCAGUCACAGAUCAUCGCAUGGCUUGGACCUCAAAGAUCUCGACAAGCUCGCCAGAAACAUUGGCAAAUUCACCCCAAGUGUGCCAGGUAGCCAGGAUGUCCAAGCUUAUCUGCAAGACGUCGAUUUCCAUCUGGAAAUGAGGCUCAAUGUCACGGACAAAGAUAGACUCUAUUUGCUCCGAACAACAGCCAGCCCUGACGUACGCAGUUUCCUGGACAGGCAGCCUGCUCACACAAAGGCUGACUACCACCUCCUCCGAGAGGCCCUCAUUAAAGAAUUCGCCGACCCUGAGUCAGAACAAGGACUAGUGGCUGCCCUGGAGACGAGACAAGGACGUCAUGAAUCUCCUCAAGCCUACUACAGCCGACUCAGACGAGCAUACUUCGGAACUCGCAACGAACCGAACAUGGAAGAUGAUCUAAACUUCAAAACUCUCUUCCUGAGAAACCUCCAUCCUGGAGUAAGCCACCAUCUUGGCGUUCUCGCAUGUCCGCGAACAAUGAAUGCUCAACAGUUGCGUGACUUGGCACAGAAAGCCUACGGCAAACAGAAGAUGGCCUCAGAAAAGGGCGCCAAAACCCCAACAGUUCUUGACUUCAACACUCAAAGUCAAGGUCUGGCUCUAGAGGGCGCCCAACAUCAAGACCAUGCCAAGCCGCCACACAAAGAGUGGAACACACCCUCGUCCAACAGAGAACGAGACUCCCAUGCUGGUACCCGACCUAAACAGAGGAACAACCGCUGGGAUGGACCGCGUGGACGACAACACUCACCUGGACGUCACUGGGAAAAACCUUGGGACCAAUCCAGACCUCGUGAGACUCAAUGGGACAGAUCGUGGAAUCAGCCCAACUCGUUUGGAAACUCAAGAGGAAAAGGCUCAUGGGAAUCCAACGGAACCUCCAAGGGAAAACGACAGACACACCCUGGAGCACCCAGUCCAAGGAAUCCACGAAGGAACUCGCAAAGAUUCCAAGCUGACCAAGCUCAAACUGAAUCCAUACAAGAACAAAAGACAUCACAGUGUUUCAACUCACAAGAGCUGAGGAAAAUGAUGAUGAAAGAGUUCUUCCACCGAAAGGAGGAGGAUCGGAAGUGGGAAAAGAAAGAGAAACCAGAGUCAGCCUGACUAGCAGCCGGAAGAGAAGGCAGCGACCAGCUGACCCAACCAGCCACAGAGAACAGCACUCCUUCACCUCACUCUCAGAGAACCGUAACCUCCAUAACUUCAGACGGACAAGAAAUCCUACCUGAACAACCCGCAAAACAGUCAGAAACUGACCCAACACCUGAUGCGUCAGAUCACAGCAGCGUCCAACAAACACCUGCUGACGAAACCACUCAAGUUCCUGAAAGUGCUGUCUUGGUCGUC
Molecule: messenger RNA, 3371 nt
Organism: Sinocyclocheilus rhinocerous
Lineage: Eukaryota; Metazoa; Chordata; Actinopteri; Cypriniformes; Cyprinidae
Exons: 1
Coding region: 1185-3128 (647 amino acids)
Source: RefSeq, a predicted model, not a curated record